AUGCCUGGGCAGACACCGGAAGUUGUGGCCUCUGCCGAUCUAAGUCCUCUCUCGCCCAAGCCAAUUGCCCUACACAGCACCUCGCCGACCCUGGUCCCAAGGCUACAGGACCACGCCGCCGCCAUUGACGCGGUAGUUGAGGAACUAACCAAUCAACUGACCAAUACGAACCCUACGUCUCAACAACCCUCGUACAACCAGUACACCUCGCCUACCAUGCCAGAGCCGGUCCAAGAGUCUUCCGAUGUGUCCGACACCAUAGUAGUUGCCGGCGAGUAUUCGGAAGAUGAUAACGACAGCCUUGAUGCGUAUGACGAGGACGGGCAGGAUCAGAGCCCGGAGCACGAGCAGGACAACAAGCAGGGGGACAAGCCGGAGACGGGCAGCGAUGACUAUGCGCACACCUUUGAUUCGCCCACGGACCGAGGUGAAGAAGGUGAGGCCGACGAGACUCAGCCAGAUGUAUCAAAGGCUUCAGAAACUAUGAUGAAUGAUUCUUCCACGUCUGAUCCUUCGAAGACUCAGCCUUCCACUGCACCUACUUCUGAUCCUUCCUCGUCUCCUCCAGUCAAAGUCACAAGCCAAACCAAGCCCCAUUCUGAAGCCGAGCAACUCUCAGUCCAGACCAACGAAUCGCUUCAGUCUCUAGAUGCGCCAUCUGAUUCCGCUCCCGCCGCCCCCCAGCAACAUCUCCAAAGCUCGAAUCCCGAUCUUGUACCCGAUGCCACGCUCAACGGCAGCUCUUCCAUGGCCGAGGUGCCUCCCGCACAGGAUUCCCGCGAUAUCCAAAUGCCAGAUGCUCCCCAUCAUGAUGCCCAGUCCUCCACUAAAGACUCUGCUGCCGCUUCAAACAAUCCGACCCCGGCAAAUGAAGAUGAUGACACUGCCGUUGACAUUCAGAAGCUCGUGGACAACAUCACGGCGAGAGCUGCCGCAUCCCCAACCACGGCUUCUACCACAUCUGUAGCAGCUGCUUCAUCCAAACCGCCUGCCACCCAAACUUCCCAAAAUGGGGCAAGCAUUCUCAAUCUCUCCCCCGGCGUUGGUUCUGGGACACCACGUACUGCGUACAUGUCUACUGGCGGCCCCGGUAUCGACAAUGGAGCCAUAUCAUCUCUGCCUCCUAUCCCGCCCAAUUCCUUCAAUAAUGCCCAAGCCCAGCCGUACGCAUCUGCGCAUAACUCCCGACACGCUCUGGGGCCUGGUAACUCUCACAUAAGCAACAUCUACACGCCAGCAAGCGAUCAGGACUACGAAAAGUUCCUUGUGGACGAGAGGCAGUACACCUUGGAGGCUAGAUGGGAGCAACGCUUCCCUGAAGGAUCGCGUAUCUUUAUUGGUAACUUGUCAUGUGAGAGAGUCUCGAAACGCGAAGUCUUCGAUGUCUUUAGCAAGUUCGGACGCCUCGCACAGAUCUCUUUGAAGAAUGCAUAUGGCUUUGUCCAAUAUCAUACCAUCGAGGAAGGUCUCGCUGCUAUUCGCGGCUGCCGCGAUAUCGAGCUCGGUGGCCGUGCAAUCAACUUGGAGAUAUCCAAGAAACAGGAUAGAGCCCGAAAAGAACAUUCUGACCACGGCCGUGAACGUGAGCGCGAGAGAUCGCCCGACCGCCGCCCACAGCGUGACACUCGCAUAAGAGACCGCUAUGAGGCGAGAGAUCCGGGCUGGCGCAGAGAUGACUACCGCCCGGGUCCUGGGCGCUCACCUUCUCCUCGCCGAGGAAGCCGAGACGGCCGAUAUGCUAGGGAUUCCAGAGACCGCGACUUUGGCCCUGGAUAUGACAGCCGCCGAUCCAGAUCACCUCCACCAGGCCGCUACUAUGACAACGGCUAUCGACGCAGGGACGAAAGCCCGCAUCGGCGCGUGCCAUCUAGCGAAGAGCUUGACAUGCCUUUCCGCUAUGGAGCCGAUGUUCCGGACGUUCAGCUUGUCCUACUCGGAGACGUACAUAAGGAGUACGUCUCGUGGGCUCAGGGUAUCUUCCAUGCUCAUGGGCUGAGAACGGAUGUCAUUUACGCAAAUCCACGCUUCCCCCGGGAGCCGCUCAUACAACGUCAGAUGAUGGAGGGUGUGCAUGCGGUCAGUUUCCUUGACUCAACCUCACCGAGCAGGCAACAGCUCGACAUUCGGGUAUUUACUCGGACCCGCACCAGCAUCAACUUCGACGAUUAUAAGGUAACGCCGCAACAGGCUGCUGCGUUGGUGGUUGAGAAGAAGCGCAUCCAGCCGCCCCAACCGCAACCUACUUAUCCCUCAGUCAGCAACUAUGAUCAUGGGCGUGGCCUAGAGGUCCCACCUCCCGUUAGCUACCCAUACCCACAACAACACUACGCCAUCCCUCCGGCUCCGGUACCUCAAAUACAGCCGCCUGCUCCAGUGCAGGAUCUUUCAAGCGUGGUUGGCCAACUGAACAACGAAUCUCUCAGCGCCCUCUUGGCCACUUUGUCACAGUCCCAAGGUGUGGCCCAUCAGCAACCGCAUCAUCCAUCCAUGCCCUACGGCGCCGCACCAGCUCCUGCAGCUCCCCAAGCAGCCCAGAUCGACAUGAACGCUUUGCUUGGAAACCUGAGGAGUGCCGCCAACCCUGGAGUCGCUAGCUACGGGGAGGCGUCUCAAGGAUACGGGUCGGUUCUACCCCUCCGGUCCCGACGGGCUACGAUGCCCAGCAAGCACAGAAGCUUUUCGACCAGUUCAGACGCGUUGCUCCUUAGGACUGUGAUGCCAAGCAUGAUGCUGUUUUGA
Messenger RNA from Sordaria macrospora k-hell, 2739 nucleotides. Lineage: Eukaryota; Fungi; Ascomycota; Sordariomycetes; Sordariales; Sordariaceae. The record is from RefSeq and is a predicted model, not a curated record.